Messenger RNA from Polypterus senegalus (gray bichir), 1584 nucleotides. RefSeq names its product alkaline phosphatase, intestinal, tandem duplicate 1 (gene alpi.1). Bases 1 to 1584 code for a protein of 527 amino acids. Gene Ontology annotation, cellular component: plasma membrane. The transcript is spliced from 11 exons. NCBI's taxonomy places the organism in Eukaryota, Metazoa, Chordata, Cladistia, Polypteriformes, Polypteridae. Gene Ontology annotation, molecular function: alkaline phosphatase activity. Gene Ontology annotation, biological process: dephosphorylation. The record is from RefSeq and is a predicted model, not a curated record.
AUGGCUCGACUCGUGGCGCUCGUGGUGGUCUGCAUUGUUCUGCCCUUCUCCCGCGGGAUUCCUGUAAAGCCAGCUUUAGAGGAGAAAACACAAGAGUACUGGAACCAGAAAGCAAAAAGAGAUCUGGACUCUGCUCUCAAAAUGGAGCCCAUCAACCACCAAGCCAAGAACCUCAUCUUGUUCCUGGGAGAUGGGAUGGGAGUUUCCACAGUGACUGCCAUGCGCAUCCUGAAGGGGGAGCUGCUGAACACAUCAGGAGAGGCCGCCACACUAAUCACGGACACUUUUCCAUAUCUCGCUCUCUCUAAGACCUACAACGUAGACAGGCGAAUCCCUGACAGUGCAGGAACUGGAACUGCAUAUCACUGCGGGGUCAAAGCUAAUGCUAAAACUGUUGGGGUGAGCGGUGCAGCCGAGCCGUCCAAAUGCAGUACCACAUUUGGAAAUGAAGUUACAUCUGUCCUGCACAGAGCCAAAGAACAAGGCAAGUCUGUAGGAAUUGUGACCACCACUCGAGUACAACACGCUUCUCCUGCUGCUUCCUAUGCCCACUCAGUGAGCAGAGACUGGUACAGUGAUGCUGACCUUUCCAAGGAUGCCAUCGAUGGAGGGUGCAAGGACAUUGCGCUACAGCUGAUUGAGAAUACAGACAUCGAUGUGAUCCUCGGUGGAGGUCGGAUCUACAUGACUCCUCAAGGCACUCCAGACCCUGAAUACCCAAGCAGUACUUCAUCAAAAGGAUUGAGAAAAGACAAUAAAAAUCUCAUCAGUAUGUGGCAGGAAAAACACAAGUCAAAGGUAGCUAAAUAUGUGUGGAAUAAGAUGGAGCUGGAUGCUGUUGAUUUGCGGACCACUGACUACCUCAUGGGACUUUUUGAACCAAAAGACAUGAAGUACGAAUUGAACCGAAACAAAACCUUAGACCCCUCAAUUGUGGAGAUGACUGAGAAAGCCAUCGAAAUCCUCAAAAAAAACCCCAAGGGAUUUUUCCUCUUUGUCGAAGAUAAUGGCAGAAUUGAUCACGGCCAUCAUGACACCAAGGCAAAGCAGGCCUUGACUGAGGGGGUGAUGUUUGACCAGGCAAUUCAGCGGGCUUUACAGAUGAUCGAUGAGACUGAGACCCUCACAGUAGUGACUGCUGAUCACUCUCAUGUCUUCACUUUCGGAGGAAACACGUAUCGAGGCACCUCCAUAUUUGAUCUGACUCCAAAACUUGCUCAGGAUGGCUUGCCUUAUACAGGCAUCUUAUAUGGCAAUGGUCCAGGGUUUUCAAUCGUUAACGGUACAAGAGAAAAUAUCACCACAGUCAAUUACAUGGAUAAGGAUUAUAUGCAGCAGGCUGCUGUCCAGCUGGAUUCAGAGACUCACGGUGGAGAAGACGUGGCUAUAUUCGCUAAAGGCCCAAUGGCUCAUCUCUUCCAUGGUGUCAAGGAACAGAACUACGUUGCUCACGCUUUGGCCUAUGCCGGCUGCAUUAAGCCAUACACAGAGUGCCCCCACAGGAAUAAUUCGGUUACAAUUGCUCAAGCUAAUUCUGGCCUUGUUGCUGUGCUCCUCUCCUUGUCCUACCUUCUAGGAAGAUGA